AUGAGGACUACCGCAGGUGCUGGAGUCAUACAUGCAGAGUAUGCGGAGUCCGCUCAAUUCCCCCAGAUCAUCAUCAUCAUCAUCAUCAUCAUCACCAUCCUCACCAGCAUCACGACCCUCACAAUUCACACGUCAACCAAGAAUGAUAGGGCGAUCAGGGUUCAGGGUAUGGAAAUAGCUAAGAAUAACCCGGACAACCAGAAACUUUGUCUUGGAACCCCAAAAAAAGACCAGAUAAAUUACCAAACCCCUUCCGAGGUUACCGUACCAUACACAUGCACAGGCCACAAGAUCCCUGAGCUCCCGAAAGACAGUGGUGUCUUUGCCCCAAAAGGGUCCCCCUCCCCCCCCCGAGUCCCCCGGAAACCCCUUUGCAAGCGCCCAUCAGAGGCCGUCCAAGACCCUCCCAAGACCCUCCCAAGACCCCCGAACUCCACAGGGACAAGUCGCGGCUCCACUCGGUCCCCUAACAGUCCCCUAACAGUCCCUUAA
This is a messenger RNA of Penicillium macrosclerotiorum, 492 nucleotides long. RefSeq lists its product as uncharacterized. The transcript has a single exon. NCBI's taxonomy places the organism in Eukaryota, Fungi, Ascomycota, Eurotiomycetes, Eurotiales, Aspergillaceae. The record is from RefSeq and is a predicted model, not a curated record. Bases 1 to 492 code for a protein of 163 amino acids.